CAGAAAGCCAGCGAAAGAUAAAGUUUGGAAAACACUAGAAAAAUCCAACUAUUUUUAGAAAAGCGAAACUUAAGUCGUUUGUCUAGUAAAAAUUGGAAUAAAAAAUGGGAGAUUGCAAACAUAACUCAGCUACUGAGAUAGGGAAACCAAAGAUUAAACAUGAUUGGUAUCAAACAGAGUCACAGGUGGUUAUUACGAUACUUAUAAAAAAUGCUCAAAGUGAUAAAGUAAAAGCGAAUUAUGGUGAGCGGAGCCUCUCAGUAUCUAUUGCACUGCCGAACACAGAAAUCGAAUAUAGUUUAGAUUUACAGUUAGCUCAUGAAAUAGUACCUACAAUGUGUUCAUAUAUUGUCAGUCCCUCCAAAGUGGAGGUAAAGUUAAGAAAAAAGGAGGGAAUAAGAUGGACAAAUCUGGAAGGAGAAGGCAAAGAGGAGAUAGUAAAAGCAAUACCAAAUGCCGUCGUAGACACUCUAGGACCACCUCUGCAGCAGCCACCUAAACUCUUCAAAAAAGACUGGGAUAAAAUUGAAAAAGAUAUUAAAAAAAUGGAGGAAGAGGAAAAGCCUGAAGGUGAUGCAGCUUUAAACGCUCUAUUCCAAAAAAUAUAUGGAGAAGGCUCGGAUGAAGUGAGACGAGCCAUGAAUAAGAGUUUUAUGGAAUCAGGAGGUACCGUACUAAGCACAAAUUGGAACCAAGUAGGACAGGAAAAGGUGGAUGCUAAACCCCCGGACGGUCUUGAAUUCAAGAAAUGGGAUAGUUAAAUUUAAUUUAUACAUUCUUUAAACACUACUCCUUGUUACACUGUUUUGAUAUGUACUUUCAUAAUGAUGAUAAAGGUUUUUUUUUUUUAACUACACCGAGUAUGUUGUUCUAAUACAAAAUGUUUAAACUAUAAGACCAUUUAGAUUUUAGAUCCAGAUUCGAAUUCGUACUGCAGGACGUUACAUUGACAUUUGGCCUUGCGCGCUGUCAAAUAUGUCAAACGUCAUACGGCCAUUCCGUUUGACAGCUCCUGUCUCUAGAUUUAAGAUUAACGUUCUAUGAUACGGGCGUCUGCUCAAAUGUCAGUGAAAAUUAAUUUUUGUGUCAGAUUUUUUGACACUAUUUCACAGGUAUUAUUUGUCCGAAUGGAACAUUUACGAAUCAUGGUCAGAGUAACUAUUUAAAACAGUGUAAAAAGAAUUACUUUACUUUUUAUAAUUUUCAUAGUCUGUGAAUUUGAAUAUAAUAUCGGCUUACCACGUACUUUUCGAUAGUAUCAUUGAGAAAUAAAUACUAGAGUAAAAAUCAAUUUAAUUGUUAAUUUAGGUAUCCUAUUGGUAAAGUAUAAAAAUUAUGGAUUACGAACCGUAUCACCUCGACGUCCGUCGUUCCACAACUGACCGUUUUAAAACGCAGUUAUUGCCGCGCACUACCACUAUGUGGAACCAGGUGAAAUAUUUCCAAUUUGACGUAAGGUCCUUCAAGAAAUGAGCGUAGGAAUUCUUAAUAGGUUGGCAACGCACCCGCGACCUCUCUGGCGAUAUUACUUAACAUCAGAUGAGCCCUAUUCUAUAAAAUACGUUGAAUGUAUAGUACCCCAAAGGCCUUAGUAUAAACAAUAGUAUAGAAUUGCUAUGGUAAUAGAAAUGUAACCAUAGAUUACGUAAGGAAAAUUUGUUUGGAAACUGAAGUACGCACGAAGACGCACAUGCACGAUUCGAAUGUGAAUACAAAUUGUAUGGAAUACGUUGUAGAACUUUUACCGUAUAUAGUAUUGUACCGUAUAGACAAUACUAUUAUUAUCGUAAUAAUAAUAAUAGUAUUGUCUUUUGUUAACAUAGCUUUUACACAUUGGAAGAAAACACUUUUUUACCGGAUUAAAGCUAUUUGUAUUAUU
Pieris brassicae (large cabbage white) is the source of this 1879-nucleotide messenger RNA. RefSeq names its product protein SGT1 homolog (gene Sgt1). Gene Ontology annotation, biological process: protein stabilization. The record is from RefSeq and is a predicted model, not a curated record. Gene Ontology annotation, molecular function: protein-folding chaperone binding. The coding region runs from base 105 to 761 and encodes 218 amino acids. NCBI's taxonomy places the organism in Eukaryota, Metazoa, Arthropoda, Insecta, Lepidoptera, Pieridae. The transcript has 6 exons.